UAAGCUUGGCUACGUGCUUUGGCUGUUGCUGUUGCAGCGCUGCUGUCUUUGCGGCGCCCGGGCAAUUAUUAGACCAUGCAGGGUCCCCGGGCAGUGCUCAGAGGAGUCGGGGCAGCGGCGCGAGCGGUCAGUGCCCAGGUAAAAGGAGGGAACGAAGGAAGGCGCUGGGGUGGAGGACAGAAGCAGGGGACGAGCGCCGUCGCCUUCGUAGUUCCUGUGUGCAGCGCAGAACUAGUGGGCAGGCAGACGUCCAACAGGUGGGGCCGUCCCUGCAAGAGAUGCUCAGCAUGGCGGCGUCGGCGGCGUCUUCCGUUUAACCUUUGCCACUUGCUGUUAACGACGGAGAAAAGGAGCGGUGAGGAGAAGACCAAGAGCCGAGGAAGCUAGGAGAAAAAAGUCGGCUGGCAGGAAAUUUCUAUUGGAUGCAAAAGGACUUGAAAACCCCUAAGCAGAUCUGGAUUUGAGUUUGGGUUGGACAAAAGUCUUUGAAGAAAGUAUGCGGAUCAAGCCUUCUCUGGCUCGCCUUGCCUUUUCUAGCGUUUGGACAAAAUGUUGGCAGCUAAGGAAACAAAAGGCCACAGGAUAAAGAGUACUUUCCCACAAACUCUAAAAUUAGAAGCAGGACACGCAUCCCCUUCCUAUUCUCCUUUGUUGCCUGUCCAUGGAUAUUGUCAUUUAUUCUACCAUCUUCCUCUUGAUUCAUUCUAAACCACCAUCUCCCAUGUACUCCUACAGGUUUGGGCUGAUGGUUAGAAGACCACUGUUUAAAUGAACAAAGUGAUGGGACAACUAUAGAGACUCCUUCCAUGUGUUUAGAGUAGGCAGAUGCUGAUCAGAGGAUGGGAAUCUUCUCCCUGUGCAAGACAGCUACCCUUGCUAAAUCCACUUUCUCUGUAAAACUAUUAAGCCUCAUCUUUUGCUACAGGGCCACGACAGACCGAUGGCACAUUCUAUGAGUUUCGUACUUACACAGUUAAGCCAAACAAGAUGAAAGAUUUUCUGGACCUCACCAGUAAAAACAUUCACCUUCGCACACUUCAUUCCCCAAUGGUUGGAUACUGGACUCUAGAAUUUGGGGGACUGAAUCAAGUUUUCCACAUUUGGAAAUAUGAGAGCUUUGCACAAAGGGCUGCUGUCCGUACAGCAUUAACCAAAGAUCAGGAGUGGCAAGAAAAAUACAUCUCUUACAUGCUGCCCUUGUUGGACAAACAAGAGAAUGAGAUUACUUACCUGGUCCCCUGGUGUGAACUUGGCAGCUCUGAAAAAGAUGGAGUCUAUGAGUUGGUUACCUUCCAAAUGAAACCUGGUGGACCAGCAGUGUGGGGACAGUCCUUUAAAGCUGCAAUUAAAGCCCACAUAAAUAGUGGAUACACUAAGCUGAUUGGUGUCUUCCAUACUGAAUAUGGACUACUCAACCGAGUUCACGUGCUUUGGUGGAAUGAGAGCCCAGAUAGUCGGGCAGCUGGAAGACACUAUGCCCAUGAGGAUCCUCGGUUAGUAGCAGCUGUUCGAGAAAGCGUUCAAUUCCUGAAAUCACAGCAGAACAACCUCCUGCUUCCUACAGCGUUCUCACCAUUAAAAUAAAUAUAAUGCGUAAUGGACAGAGAAUAUUUUUCAUUGCACUGUUAAGGACAUCUAAGGGUUUUAAUAGUCCAGCUAUAUUUUCCCCAUUUAUAAAAUGUGAUACAAACCUAGUCUCUCUUUCAAUUAUAUGCCUAUUUCCCUUGCUGGAAAUGGGAAGCUUAAUCUCCUGCCCAGUGAAAUGAAAAUUCAAGGUUUACUAAAUUAUGUUAUGAAAAGGAACUUCCAUAAAUUCUUUGUAUUAGGCUCCUUCCUUUUAUAGUUAUAUACCUGUGAAAAAGACUCUGCAAAAGAUGAAAAUAGAGUCCUGAAUAUUUAAGAAAAGCAUAAUUUUUUAAAAAAAAUUCUGAACUACUGUAGACAUCAUGAAUAAGGAUCUUUUCUAAAUGGCCUUUACUGUCCCAAAGCAUUAUUGUCAGGGUUUUUUUUAAUACACAUUUUGCUUGUCCUAAACCUAAGUGCUACGUUACUCUGAAGUAACAUAUAUCUGCCUACAAUUCUAUCAUUGUCUUAACCAUGGAAUUUUAACAUUUCUGUUUCUCUGCUUAUCACUCUGGUAGAACUGAGCCAAAAAAGUAUUUGCAGUGGAACUUCAGUUGAAUGAAAAGUGUUCAGCAAAUCAUGAACUUAAUCUUUUCUUUCAUUUUAAAAAAAUAUUUUUUGUUAUAAAUAACAUCCGGCUUUUCUUUCCUUUUCAAAUUCAAGUAAUUUUUUCCAUGUAUUCAGAGCCAGCUCUGGCAUGUUCAAAUGCAGAAACCGAAUAAACUGAUUUAUUCUGAGAGAGUCACUCGCAGCGGCAUAUUAUGUAGCAUACACAUUCUUAUAUUUUUGAACCAGUCAUAAGAUUGCAGUUCCUGAAAUGUAAUUGUUGGAAUUGAAACAUUAAAAUGGUUUUUUGAAAUGCA
Molecule: messenger RNA, 2486 nt
Organism: Crotalus tigris (Tiger rattlesnake)
Lineage: Eukaryota; Metazoa; Chordata; Lepidosauria; Squamata; Viperidae
Gene: NIPSNAP3A
Product: nipsnap homolog 3A
Exons: 6
Coding region: 988-1584 (198 amino acids)
Cellular component (GO): mitochondrion
Source: RefSeq, a predicted model, not a curated record